Cylas formicarius (sweet potato weevil) is the source of this 4549-nucleotide messenger RNA. RefSeq lists its product as uncharacterized. Bases 492 to 2015 code for a protein of 507 amino acids. The record is from RefSeq and is a predicted model, not a curated record. Lineage: Eukaryota; Metazoa; Arthropoda; Insecta; Coleoptera; Brentidae. The transcript has 2 exons.
UUAAAUACCGCUUGAGUUGUGUGUGUGAUCAAGUCGCUUAAUUGAUCAAACGAUCCGUGUUAUCUCAGUGUUAGCCGCCCCCACCGCACCCAUCCCAAACCAACGCCAAAAUGGACUUAAAAGCAUUAAAUGAAAAAAUUGCAGCGAAUAAAGAGAAUCAAAAACCAAUAGUUAAGUUGGGGCAGUUAUGCGUUGGUCGACCAUACAAGAUAGACAAGGCCAGAAUAGUAAAGACCCAGUUUGGGGAGGCGGUUCUAUUGGAGUUAGAAUUAUCGGUGGUGUUCCUGCCGAACCGGGUGACGGACAGCUUCCGGCCGAUUAUAGACCAAUUUUCGACGGGCCGCUACAGUCUGGUUUAUCGGGGCGUUAAAGAAGUCGGCAGUUGGCCCGCUCAACAAUUUGAAAUUGUUCAAAAUUAAAAAUUACGGGGGGAGAGAGAGAGAGACGGUAAGUCUUAUUUUUUCAAAUAUUAUUAUUAUUAAUUGGUCGCAAUGAAUUUUACGCGAACUAUUGAGGACGCUCAAAAUUUAAUUUUGGCUUUUCGUCAAGUGAACAAAUACGUGUUCGAUAAUUUAACGGAAGAAGAUAAAAAUGUUUGGUUGGGACGUUUACGCAGAAACAUCAUUCGGUGCAACAAGAUUGUUCGUAGUCCAAAAAAAAAUAUAUCCAUGGGGUUACAAAGAAAAAUACAGACAACAAUUCAACAUCUUAAGACUAUUAAACAAAUGAUUUUGAAUCAUCGCCACCAUUUUGGAAUGGGGUUGCAAAACAACAGUCCUGCAAAUAUAAAACAAAGGGUUUUGUGGGAGCAGAUAGUAUCUUGUUUCCAGGGAAGAGUUUUAACGGGUGUAAUAAUCAAUUUGAAACACAAAGACGAACAACAGUUUUUAAACGACUGUCUUGUCAUAUUUAAGAAAAAAAUUUCAAAAAUUUUAAAACAAGCGUCGCCAAUGCUAAAAGUAAAUGCCACGUUUUGCGGGGAAUUUAUAAAGAGAAAAAGCGACGACCAAGACGUGACCGACGUGAAAUAUAUUUCUACCAAAAAUGCUGUCAUCGACUUGGGGACGGAUUUAAACGAAUGGUUCGUUGAAAAUGUUAAAAUUCAAAUUCUAAAUAAAUUGUCUGAAUUUCAAGAACGCGAUUCGGGAUUUGCCUUGCAAAAAAUUCUUUAUUUGGAAAUUAAUAUUAACAAAUUUGAAGUGGGUAACGGCUCUUCCUACAUUGAAUUGCCCCCAGAAAUUAAGAGAAAAAAUGCAUGCAUUAAUAUUCAAAAUAAUGACGAAGCCUGUUUUUAUUGGUCAGUGGUCUGUGCUUGUUUUCCUGUACAUCUCAAACAACACUUACCAACUUCAUAUCCUUAUUAUAAGGGCGUUUUAAGAACUGAAAAUUGCCCAACACCGAUGGGUCUAAAUCAAAUUCAUAUAUUUGAAAAAUUCAACGAAAUUUCCGUAAAUGUGUACGUUUUAGAGUUAAUUCAAAAUAACAGUAAAAGUUUUUAUUCAGUGUUACCGGUCCGUUUGACUAAAGAAAAACGCGAAAAACAUGUCAAUUUACUAUUAAUUCAAAAUAAGUAUUAUCCAAAAAUUAAUGAUUUUGAUCCGGAACCGACGACGGCAGAGGACCAUAAAUAUGAAAAAGAAGAAGAAAUUAAAUAUCAUUAUUGUUAUAUUAAAAUUUUAUCUCGACUAGUGUCGCGCCAGCUUAGUAGACAUAACGGUAAAAAAUAUAUUUGCGAUAGGUGUUUGAAUUACUUCAGUAGCGAAACGCUCUUAAAGGAUCAUGAAAGGUUGUGUGUCAGUUUGAACGAUUAUAAAGUGUCUUUUCCCAAAUACGACUAUGUUGAAUUUCGAAACCAUAUAUACAAACAAACCACGCCAUUUGUAAUCUACGCCGAUUUCGAAAGUCAACUUAAAGAUGUAAAUUUGGUAAUUUCAGACAAAACGCGAAAAUAUCAAAAGCAUGAGGCAUAUAGUGCCGCAUAUUAUUUUAAAUGUUCUUAUGACGAUUCUUUAUAGAUUCGUUUAGAUUUUUGGGGGCGUCUCUAGACAAUUUGGUAAACAGCAUCGACAAAAAUGAACUUUACAUAUUAAAAAAGGAAUUUUCUCACCUUCAAGACGAAUCAAAACUAAAUUUAUUGUCGCAAAAGGGUGUAUUUUGUUAUGAUUACAUAGACGACUACGACAAAUUAAACGAAACGAGUUUACCGCCCAUCGAUGCUUUUUACAAUAAAUUAUAUGAGUCCGACAUUAGUGAAGAAAAGUAUGCUCAUGCGCAAAAAGUCUGGUCCGCGUUUGAAAUUAAAAACUUGGGCGAAUAUUCGGAUUUAUAUUUGAAAACGGACGUUAUUCUUUUGGCCGACGUAUUUGAAAAUUUUCGAAAAAAUUGUAUGGUGACGCAUAUUUUGGACCCGGCAUGGUAUUUUAGUAUGCCCGGAUAUACGUGGGACUGUAUGCUUAGAUUCACAAAAUGUCGUUUAGAACUGAUGCGUGACAUUGAUCAGAUUAUGUUUAUCGAACAGGGUAUACGGGGUGGGAUUUCGGUGUGCGUUGGCAGGUACGUUGAGGCAAACAACAAGUACAUCUCCAAUUACGAUCCAUCAAAGCAAUCGAAUUAUCUCACAUUUUUUGACGUUAACAAUCUUUACGGCAAGGCUAUGUCGGAGCCUCUUCCCUACGGCGGAUUCACAUGGUUGACUCGGGAAGAAAUUGCCUCCCUUAGCAUUAAUAAUGUUCCAGACACGGGCGGGGUAGGCUAUAUUUUGGAGGUAGAUUUGCAAUACCCUCAGAGUUUACACGAUCUACAUAAAAAAUUUCCCAUUUUGUGCCGAGCAUCGCGUGCCUCCCAAUUCAAAAUUACCAAAAUUGAUGACAACCCUUCUUAAUAAAACCAAUUACGUUAUACACUAUCGAAAUUUAAAGCAAGCUUUAAAACACGGACUCGUUCUUACUAAAAUACACAGAGUAUUAAAAUUUAGGCAAUCUUCUUGGCUAAAAGAAUAUAUCGAUCUAAAUAAUCACUUACGGACGCAAGUGGUAAAAAUCUUUUUAAAUUAUUUAACAACGCGGUGUUCGGAAAAACUAUGGAAAACAUACGUAAGCAUCGGGUCGUAAAAUUUGUUAGAAAGUGGGAGGAUCGUUACGGUGCUAAAAAUUUAAUUGCUAGUCCCCGAUUUCACAAUAGAACUGUACUAGAUGAUAAUCUAAUGUUGGUGGAACUGAAAAAAUCGGAACUUAUUUUUAACAAACCCCUUUACAUUGGAAUGUCAAUUCUGGAUCUAUCUAAAAUUAUCAUGUAUUCGUUUCAUUACGAUUACAUGCUACCCAAGUUAGGUCCGGAGAAAUGUAAAAUUCAGUAUAUGGACACGGACAGUUUCAUUUACAACAUCCAUUGUGAUGAUGUAUACGAAGAGGUUAUUAAGUCCAAUUUAAGCAAAUUCGACACGUCCGACUAUCCCAUUGAUAAUCCAUACAAUAUGCCUCGCGUCAAUAAGAAAGUACUGGGUCUAAUGAAGGACGAGGCCAACGGUUCAAUAAUUUCACACUAUGCCGGGCUAAGAUCGAAAAUGUACACUUAUAAAAUCUUAAACGGAAAAACUGUAAAAAAAUCAAAGGGUGUAAACUACCAGAUUGUUAAAAAUAAAAUGACUUGAAGAUUUUGUUGAUUGCUUGAAAAAUUUAAAAGAAAAACAUGCUACUCAACGAACCAUUCGUUCUUAUACGCACGAGGUGUUUAGUAUCGAACAAAUUAAAGUGGCGCUAAGUCCGUAUGACGACAAAAGAUAUCUUAUAGCAAACACGUUUGAUACUCUUCCGUGGGGACAUUACAAGGCACUGUAAUUUUUUUUUCUCUGUUGUAGACAAUGGCCGAAUUGUUGUCGUUGAAAGAUCUAUGUAUAAAGUCAAUUAGUGAAAACGUUCAUUCUGUUGCACAUUUUCUGCUUGAAACGACCUUACCGAGGACGCUAACGCUACAGAUAAUGGAAAAAUAUCCCGAAUAUAGGUGGAAAUAUAUUAAUGCACUCGCUGUCAAAUGUGAACGACCACCUCCACCAGAUUUGAGUUUGAUAACCCGUCAAAAGAAAGUAUCGUUGGCACAUCGAAAUGCCAUUUUAGUAUGGCCAAGGUAUACAGACCAUCCUUUUGAGCAUUAUAGCUAUUAUUUAUGGGAAAAACACUAUAUAGUGAUGACCCGAACAUUUCUGUUGAUGGUUUGUGAAUCUUGCAAAGACGCUUUUAUAACUUUUGAAAAAAAAUCAAAAAUCAAAUUUGACAAAUUUGAUUUUUGCGAUUAUCGGCACAUACCUACAGUCGAAGCCUGUGCAUUAAUAUAUAUGGUAUACCAGAGUCAGAGGAGUUGGUGUGAAAGUUGCUAUUCCGAAAUACACUUUGAAUUAGAACCCGAAGAAGAAAUCGAUGAUCACACCAGAAUAUAUAAUAAUUUAAUGGCGAUAAUUGAUUUGUUUUAACAUAUUCAUUGCGACCUAAUAAUAAUAUUUGUAAAAAAUUAGGCUUAUGAUAGUCUUUUUAGAAUCCCCCUCAGAAAAAACGAC